Molecule: messenger RNA, 699 nt
Organism: Acanthosepion pharaonis
Lineage: Eukaryota; Metazoa; Mollusca; Cephalopoda; Sepiida; Sepiidae
Source: the annotation of a GenBank genome assembly
AUGUUUUUCUUCUGUUUGUUCUUAUUAUGUCCGACACUCGACAACGCCAGGUGUUUUCACAGAAAUACAGAAAAAUACAAAUUUGGAUCGAUCUUUCUUGAAACCAGCCCUCUUUUUACUUAUUCUCUAUUUUAUUUAUCUUCUCUUUUUUUUUUACUUUUCUCUUCGCUCUUUCUUUCUUUCUUUCUUUCUUUCUUUCUUUCUUUCUUCUUUCUUUCUUUUUUGUUUGUUUGUUUUUCACUUUCUUUCUUUCUUUCUUUCUUUCUUUACUCUCUCUUUCUCUUUCAUUCUUAUUUGAUUUUUAUUCUUUCUUUCUUUCUUUCUUUCUUUCUUUCUUUCUUUCUUUCUUUACUCUCUCACUCUUAUUUGAUUUUUAUUCUUUGUUUCUUCUUUUUCGUUUCCCUACCUUCUUCACUUUCAUUUUCUGCUUUUCUCUUUCCUUCUUCGUCAUUCUUCUUCAGUGUCUAUCUUCAUUCUUUCUUGUUUUCUUUCUUUCGUUUUCUUUUUCUCACCUUUCGCUUGUUCCAUUCUUUUCCCUCGCUCUCCUCCCUUAUCUUUUCUUCUUUUUCCUUUUUUUUUUUACUUCUUCUUCCUGUUCUUUCUUCACUUUUCUUCCUCGUCUUUCUUCUUCGGUUCUUUCUUUCUUUCUUUCUUUCUUUCUUUCUUUCUUUCUUUCUUUCUUUCUUUGUAUUGCACUAA